AUGAUUCAAGACCUUUUGAGUCACAUGAUCCAGCAGCAGCAGAACCAAGCCAACCGGUCAGUAGAAGAUCCAUCCGAUCAUUUUCUAAAACUGGUAAUGAUGAUGAGGAACCUAGGGUUCCGCAAGUUCAAAGGAAAUCCGAACACAGUGUUAGCAGACGCAUGGAUAAAAGAAUUGGAGACCCACUUUGAAAUGAUAAGGUGUCCGGAGGAGUUUAGAAGACCGGUAGCAGUUAACUUCCUCGAAGAGGAUGCUCGUGCAUGGUGGGAUAGCGUGGUUCCUCGCUAUCGAUAUCAGACUAUAUCAUGGGAUAUAUUCAAGAGGGAGUUUGAGCAAAAAUACUUUCCACCAGAGUCGCGUGAUCGACUAGAGAAUCAGUUCCUGCGACUGGAACAAGGAAACGACGAUGAGUUAGCUAUGGCCCGGAGAUUCUUUAAUGGACUCAGGCCAGACAUAAAGGGAAGGUUGCACGCUGUGACAUACCGAAGUGUCGCAGAAGUAGAAGAAAGAGCAGUAAGUGUUGAGGAAGCCAUUGAGACGGAAAAGGAGAUUACGGCCCAGGAGAAAAAGAAGGAACCAGUCCAGUAG
Molecule: messenger RNA, 588 nt
Organism: Camelina sativa (false flax)
Lineage: Eukaryota; Viridiplantae; Streptophyta; Magnoliopsida; Brassicales; Brassicaceae
Source: RefSeq, a predicted model, not a curated record